GUUUCUGGUCGGAAAAGAAAGGCGAAAGGAGUUUGGGACAUCGAAGUUGUUCUGAGAGCUUCCUCCUGAGGCUGUUUUGACAAAAUGAGCGGAUUUAGAACAUUUCUGGGCUCAACAUUUAUCUUCCUGCUGGUGGAGUACUGCCUGGUUGGUUGUGAUAUAACUGACGGAAACGCGGAACAUCAGAAGAGGGAGCACUCUCUGACGAAGCCUUACCAAGGUGUUGGCAGUCAGUGGGAUUUCUGGGGAAGCACGCUGGUCACAAGCUCUUAUGUCCGACUGACUCCAGAUGAAAGAAGCAAGCAGGGAUCCAUAUGGAAUACUGUGCCUUGUUAUCUGAAGGACUGGGAGAUGCAUGUGCAGUUUAAAGUUCACGGAUCAGGGAAGAAAAAUCUCCAUGGCGACGGCAUCGCUGUCUGGUACACGAAGGAUAGGCUGCAUCCAGGGCCUGUGUUUGGAAACCAAGAUCAGUUUCACGGCCUGGCUAUUUUUUUGGAUACCUUCCGCAAUGACCUCCAUGGAAUGGAUCGCUCCUUCCCUUUCAUCUCGGCCAUGGUAAACAACGGCACAGUGAGUUAUGAUCAUGGGAAAGAUGGCCGCUCAUCGGAGCUGGGAGGCUGCUCAGCUGACAUCAGAAACAGAGAUUUUGAGACAUACCUCGCUAUUCGCUACUCCAGAGGAAGACUGACUGUGAUGGUAGACGUGGAUGACAAGAACGAGUGGAAAGAGUGCAUCGACAUUGGAGGUGUUCGUCUCCCUACUGGAUAUUUCUUUGGAGCAUCAGCAGCAACUGGAGAUCUCUCAGAUAACCAUGACAUCAUUUCUAUGAAGCUCUACCAGCUGAUGGUGGACCACACCCAAGAGGAAGAAAACUUGGACUGGACUAAAAUCGAGCCUAGUGUCAGCUUUUUCAGGUCCCCCAAAGGUAUAUUAGGAUUUCAGAACAACAUUGAUGAUCCAACUGGAAACUUCCGUGGUACGGCCCUCACAGGUUGGAAGGUGUUCCUGCUCCUCCUGUGCGCUCUGCUGGGAAUUAUCGUGUGCGCAGUGGUGGGAGCUGUGGUUUUCCAGAAGAGACAAGAGAGAAACAAGAGGUUCUACUGAGCAGAAAGCUGAACCUCGUCACAGAGGCACAGCUUUGUUGUGGAAUGAACUAUUCCUAGAUGACAGAACGAGCACAUUCAAUGUGAACUUUUUACUGAAGAUUGUACAAAUGUUUAUACCUUUUUAAAGUACUACAUUACAAGUGAAUCUUGGUAGUAAGAAGGUGGAGGACAAGUGGUGACAUCAUCAGUGACCUUAAAUGCUGAUUUUUGUGUCCUUGUUCUUUUACUGCAGGAUAAGCUAGAUAUAAACUGGGAAUUCUGUCUUUAAAAGGUUGUUUCCACCAGCCUGUUGGUUAUUCUAGUGUCUCUAGCCCCUUUGAGCCACCUGUGCUGCAGAAAUGAAUGGUGAAAUCAGGAUUUAGGUUUUUUUUUUCCUUUUGUCUUCCAACCAUUUAUACUUAUUUUUGCAAACAAUAGCUGUACCAGACAAGAAAACUUGCUAAUUUAAAAUACCGAAGGAAAUUAAUCUUGUAAAAUUGAUUGACCUGCAACCCUGAUCAAGUUGAGAAGAACAAGUUCUAUUUGUUAUCAGGUUUUUUUUUUGUUUUACUGCCGUUCUCGUUCUAAGAACCAGAAAAUCGGAAUCUUAAAGUUUUGAGAUUACGUUUUGUUUCAUGCGUAUCUGAGUUACAACAAACAUUUUUGGCUGUCUGGUAUUCUGAUGGGUUUUCUUCUUUUGUCGCUCAAAGUAUCAAAGGUGGAGGUUGUUUUGAUAAGGUCUGCACUUAGUUGAUUUUUUUUGUUUGUCUUUUUUCUGUUUGUUUCAAACCAAUGUCAGACAGAUAUACAGUUAGGGCAGCACCUAAUAACGCUGUAGGCGGCGUCUUAAGAAGAAAUUAAUCUUGAAAAAAUGUAAUCUGGAAAGAAACCAUAAAAAUAGAUAAAUAUCUUACUUUGAAAGUGUUGUUUAUGUUUGAUCAAAACCUUUAGACAUCAAAAAUCCUUAGAGCUGAUGUCAGUUUGCAAUAAUCACAAUCAUCUCAUCAUUUGAUCUCUUUACUUUGCCUGUACUAAUAGAUAUACAAUAAAUAGGAUGUGUGUGUGUGUGUGUGUGUGUGUGUGUGCUUUGAAGCUAUUUGAGUUAAUAUAUAUGACCAUGUGUUGGCUGUGAUUUACUUAUUUUUUUAAUCUAAAUUGUUUUUUUUCUUCAGUAUCGAUGAAAAGAAACUUUUAUUUUGAGAGUUUUGAAUUCUUUUGAGUUUAAGAAAGUUGGAUUGGUGUAAAACGUUUCAAGAUUAGGUGUUAGGAGGCCACAUACUGGACUCAAUUUUGAGUUAUAUUUGUCUUUUAAUUUUUUCCUAUUUGUCUUUUUGUUGUGGUUGUCUGCAGUCAGCAAUGCUAAAUUCUUAUUGGUGGAUUCAUUAAUUAAAAAAAAACAUUCACUGUCAAAAGUGAUCUCCACAGUGUUAUGAACUUCCAGCUAAAGAUAUCAGAGACUUAGGAUUUAUUAUUAUAUUUCUGAAAGCUGAAGCUCAUGAUCUCUACAUGUUCUGCUUUUCCUGCCACUUCAGCCGGGCUUGUGAUGAAACUUGAAGCAGCUGCACUCAUCAGAAAUAAUGCAAAUAAUGAAUAAAAAUGUUAAGUGUU
This is a messenger RNA of Girardinichthys multiradiatus, 2693 nucleotides long. It is a transcript of the gene lman2, whose product is annotated as lectin, mannose-binding 2. The coding region runs from base 85 to 1104 and encodes 339 amino acids. The record is from RefSeq and is a predicted model, not a curated record. Gene Ontology annotation, biological process: endoplasmic reticulum to Golgi vesicle-mediated transport; Golgi organization; endoplasmic reticulum organization. Gene Ontology annotation, molecular function: D-mannose binding. Gene Ontology annotation, cellular component: endoplasmic reticulum membrane; COPII-coated ER to Golgi transport vesicle; endoplasmic reticulum-Golgi intermediate compartment. Lineage: Eukaryota; Metazoa; Chordata; Actinopteri; Cyprinodontiformes; Goodeidae. The transcript is spliced from 8 exons.